AUGUACUCUUGGCAUGGUGCUCGUAGAAACAUGAAGAACCUCCGCAACUACGAGCAGAACAUCUCUGCCGGAAGCGAUGUUUUCCUUACCCUAGAGCCCGCCAGCAGCAAGAAGCGCCCCGCCGCCAACACCGCCGCCGCCAACACCGCCGGCCCAGAAACGGCAGAAAUCGGCCUGGGUCGACGCCCUCGAGAACUCCCGUGGCUGGUAACACCCGCUCCGUCAGCGAACCAAGCUGUUACCACCUCCAACGUUGCCGCUGCCGCCGGUGCUGACGGCCGUAGUGGUGCCGACGCAAGAAGGGGCUCGUCGCGGAGCGGGUCGACAGAGUCGACGGCAGGAAGCGGCUGCGGCGGACGGCAGAAACAGCAGCAACCGCGGGGGAGAGGGAGGCACGCCGAGCUACCGGGGUCCGGAGGAUGUUCAGAGCCCGGAGAUGCCUCGCUGUCACCGUCAGGCAGGAACUGGGACAAGAGCACCAACGGGCGACUCCAAAAGCGAUGGCAGAAAGAAGAACAAGAUGACCGCGCUUCAGAGGCAUCGGCGGCAACGGCGUCAGACGCCGAGUGGGCACGACGACAGCGGUGCCAAGCGUUGGCUCUGGCGUGCGCCGGUAGCAUGGAUCUGCCGGUGGGGACAUCCUCCUCGGCAGAUUCGGGCGGCGGCGGUGGGGCAGGAGGAGGGACAGCCAUGGCUCUGCCUGUCGGACUUGGCCCGGGUUCGAUCGGAGACGAUUCACCCUCCUCCGGGGGCCGAGGGGCUGGCGGUGGCGCGAACGGUCGGGGUGGGUUGCGUCGGGGGCAAGGAAUGGUUGUGGUGUUUGCCGACAGAUUAUCAGCCGUUCUUGAAUCCAACUCGGCGGUACCGCUGGAGGAGCUACAGGCCGGGUUGCUGGAGCUUCGACCCUUCCGCUUCGGUAUCCCGUUCUCCUCCUCCACCUCCUCCUCCUCCUUAUCCUCUUCGGCUUCUUCGACGUCGUCAUCUUCCUCCGCCCUUUCCGUCUUAGAAGACGGCGACGCUGGCGGUGACGGUGGUCCGGGCAGCGGGAGGGGCGGAACAUGGGUUGACGCCACCGGUGACAGCCGUCAACGAGCAUCAAAACCAGCGGGCGGCGACCCCGUUGCCAAAAAGGGGGCGGCAAGGCGGGCAGGACGAAGCCAGAAGAAGAGGACGGGGCUCGGCGAGGAAAAGGUUCCCGUCUCAGCUCAGCGCCGUGGGGGUCCUACAACCUCGCCGGCGGCAAGGGCGUCGGCGCGAGCGGGGGCUCCGCCGCCCGCCGGCGGGAGCCGUGUCGAUUUCUCUUCCGCGGGCCGCCACCGCCACCCUGUCGGCAGAGAGAAACCCCGAUCAAACCCGACCACAGCGAACAAGAACAACGGCUGGGUUCGGAGCAGGUCGUUUUCGAGGGGAGGGGCGCGCCGGGGGCGCUCGGGCACGCAGACGACACCGCACACGGCGGCAGGGUGUUGGGUGCCGCCGCCAACCCGCUGGGGCGGGACCCCAAUAAAAUCGCCGCUGUUUUUGGGGGGGGGAGAGGGCAGCACCGCCGCUCACAUGGGCGGGGGCAAAGAAGGCGACGGGUGCGUUGACACAGGUCAUGAUCGACGAAGCAGAGGGUUGCCCCUUGAUUUUCACAACGGAGGUGAGCUGGAGUGGGUGGGGGGGGAAGAGGGCAUGGACGCCGAGGGCCGGGGCUUCGAAAUCAUUGACGCUGAGUUUUUCAGGACAGUCGACGGUCAGUCGCUGUUUGCUGAAAGCCUGAGCGGAACCGGCGGAAAAACCGAGCGUGUUUGUCACGCGAUUCAGUGGGGAGAGGACGGUGACAGAGACGACCAAGGUCACCAUCGCCGCCGCGGGUUCUUCUGCCUGCUGGGGGAGGAGGGACACCUUGCUUCGGAGAGGGGCAGCCCCGACGGCAGGCGGCUGGGCGUCGCGGCGCGCCGCAGGAGGGCGAGGAUCGACACCAAGAGCAGGGAUGGCAAGCGGCGGGCGGAGAUGAUGUUCGCCAGGGAGACGAUAAAGCGGCUUGAAGAAGAGGUUAUCAAGUACUCUCAGGCGCUCAAGAAUCCGACGACCCCCGCCGACAACCCGUGCGGCCGCCUUUCCUUCCACUCGCCGGAGGCUCUCGAGAAAAGCCGACAACACCCGAGGCACACCGUCUUGGCUGUGUGCCCGACGAGUCUUCUCCCCCCCUCCCUCCCGUCCAUACCCCAGUGUAUCUCGCGGAGGACCGACAAGCUGAAAGGGCGAGCCAACUUGGCCAAGAGCCGAGGAGAGGCCUCCGCGGCAGAAGAUCGAGAGAGGACGCUCCUAGGGAUCGUGGCUCUUGUAUGCACGGCGGUUGACAUCAAGCAGCUGCUCGAGAGGACCAAGAAGCGCCGGGCGGCGGACAGGGAUUGCUUGCUGCUUGUCUCAUCCGCGCUGCGCGUUCAGCGGGCCUGGCGUGAGUAUCGUCGACCGCCACCCGUGGUCGACACCGACGGAGAUGCGGGAUUCAUCAGGUCCAUUAUGCGCAUCUCAACCAAGUACAUUAUUCGCAAGAGGGCGCGGGUGCUGGCGCUGUUGAAGCUGUGGCCCGAAGGAGAGGCGGCGAUCAAGCUCGAGCUGCGCACGGGGAAGAGAAUAAGGGGUGAAGGCAGCUGGAGGGCGACUUGUCUCCGCAGGAGCUCACGGACGGAAUCCACGUCAGCCAUGGUCCCCCACGGAUCGGUGAGCGGCGGCGGCGGCGGCGGCGGCGGAGGUGCCGUUACCGGCUCAUAUAGCGGCGGCGGCGGCGUCCCCGCAGCUGGGGCGGCGGCGGCGAAUAUCUUGCCGGCCCCGUGGUUUCCCCGCCUGGUGAAACAGAUGGAGAUCCGCAAGAACGAGACGGCUCAGAACCUCAUGAGAGGCCAAGAAAAGGUUAAGGGCGUCGCAGAUGCACCCGCGCCCGUCGGAAGAGCGCCGGGUCGUAGCGGGACACCCCUUGUGUGCUUUCAGAGACUCUUUCUACGACCGUUUUUCCGUCACACCACCGAGGCGGCCUGGAUCUCAAACAACCCGAUCGGUCAAGCGUACAAGCACGGCAACCACCAGCAGCACCUGCGUCAGCAGCAACAGCUUCAGCACCACGCAGGCGAUUCGGACGAAGGGCGAAGGCUCGCAAGAAGCGACUCCGACAGCACCGGAGGAGGCUCCGUUGCAUCUGUCAGGACGAACGCAACGGACUCCACCGCGGGGGCGGCGGCGGCGGCAGCAGCAAGGAAGACUUUCGACGACCCGGCCGACUCCACCGGCAGAAACCCGCACCGGAGCCAACAAGAACAGUCGCGACGGAAGCACUCCCAUUCGGCCGAACACAGCGACGACAACGACACCCAGGAGGGGUCACUGUCGAGCAGCGUCGGCAGCCUCGGGGACGCCGGCACGAAGAAGAACAAACGGCGAAGCCGCGGGUCGGGCGGGCACGGAGAUGGAGGGCGGGGAGGGCAAAGGACGAGUAGAAACAACGACGCCAAGAACGGGCUGGGUGCCAUAUUCGACGACGAUGAUGACGGCGGCGGCGGGGAGGGAAAGACCCGUGCAACCGGCGGCCCUCAGUUCUCCAGGACUACACCUGCGGCCUCCUCCUCAGGACAAGGAACGCGCGUGUUCUCGGCCACCGGUAGCAUGCACCACCGGCAACCGAGAAACAAGAACACGGUGGCGGCGCGCGACAUGACGUCGUUGCAGCUGCUUGGCGGGGGCGGCUGGCUGGCUCGGUUGGCUGAGAUGGACAAAGAAAUCGACGCGGCCUCCCUCGUGCCGCUACCGGUGAAACUGUCGACAAUCGAGUCCUUCAUGAGGGCGGAGAUCUUGAGGAGAGUGAAGCUGACUAGCCGGGACCAGGCGUCGCGAAGAACGCUCCCAGAACAGGCUACAGUUGCGACGGCGAAGGCGCUGUUGCACGGGUCGAUAGAGGAUUUCUUCAACCAGGCGGAGGCCGCGCUCUGCAGCAAGAACAUCGACAUGCUUCAGUUUUCACCGUUUGCUUCGUCCCCGUCCGCUGUUCUUGUUCAGCUCUACUCCGGCGAGGCACGGUUGCGGUUUAUGGCCGAGGUCGACAAGCGGGUUCGGGGUUACAUGGAAAAGGGCAGCCGCCGGUCACCGGCCGCCCUGCAUGCUCAUGCUAGCGUUAAGUAUGAACUGUAG
This is a messenger RNA of Ectocarpus sp. CCAP 1310/34, 4167 nucleotides long. The record is from the annotation of a GenBank genome assembly. NCBI's taxonomy places the organism in Eukaryota, Phaeophyceae, Ectocarpales, Ectocarpaceae.